Molecule: messenger RNA, 4014 nt
Organism: Vitrella brassicaformis
Lineage: Eukaryota; Vitrellaceae
Source: the annotation of a GenBank genome assembly
CCCUCAUCGUUCCCCUUAUCGUUGUCCUCAUCGGUCAUCGUCAGCGAUUCUCCCCACCUCCGCGUCGUCUCUCAUUUGGGGACUGGUGGAAGGGAAAGAUGCCGACAGGUUUCUUCCUUUUCGACCGUCGCUUCGUUGAGUGGCGCAAUGAGCACUUCAAGCAGCAGCGGCUGAGAAAGAUUUCCAUUGGGUUCUUGCUCCUGGCGUGUGGCUUUGCGCUUUGCCUCGUCGGGACUGCGUGGGGGGAGAUCAGCGACUUUUUGGCCGGACUUGACACGGAUGGGAUGGAUUCCUGCCCUUUAAAUGACACGGUGACGACUGCAUUGGGCGAUUCAUCCAAGUGCAGCUCCGUCACAGAGGAGAAACGGAUCAGUGAGGACGUCGACCGAAGUGGUCAUCGGGCAACCAUUGUGUCUCUGUUUUUCAUUACUGUUCUGUUCUUCUGCCUGCUCGGACUGGUAAGCAUGGUGUAGGUUGCUUGGCCGUCCUACGCUUUCACGGUGUGUUCCGCCAUUCUCCGCUUCUUCUGUUUCCUGCAGGUACACACGCAACGGGGGUCUUCGUUCGUGACAGAUCGCUAUGUGGCAAUCACAAUCGCCAUGGCUUUCUUCGUCAGCACCAUCGGUCAUCUUUCUAAUGUCACGUAAGUGCAGAUCAACUGGCAAAGGAGCAGCAGCUGUUGAUGAAUGUGUCCGUCUCUAACCUUUCCUUGCACAGUGGCAUGCCAUCAAAAGCGUUUGGAUGCUUUGUAUUUGGAAGCGACUCCUUCAGCAUCAAGGUGUUUGCGGCUCUCAUCAUUCCCAUGCCAGUAAGCGAGUACGCCUCUCGUCCGCACAAACGACACAUUCGAAGGGCCGGCCUGUGGCUGACUAAAUGCAGACACACAUUGCUCUAAUGUUUCAAGUGUUUGACAAUGUGGCGCUGGUGGCGACUUUCUACAUGUUUCUCCACGAAUGGAACGCCAAGGAGUUAUUGCGCUCGGGCAAAGUGAGCAACAUGGAUGGCGUCUCCACGAGUGAAAGCCUCACCCCUGAGAACUGGGAGCUGUUUGCGAUCGCCACAGCAAUGUAACUCAAGGGAAGCAAAGGGAAGGCUGUCUUCCGUCUUGAAUGUUGGUUUUUCAGGUUCAUCAUGGCAGGCAUGUUCUUCGUGUGGUCAGCCUGGCUGAGAGACACUCAGGACCACCAGCUAUUCUGUGAACAUGUGAAGCGGGUUGAAGCGGAGGAGAAUCGCAAAUCGUUCAUCAGCUAUAUCCUACACGAAAGUGAGGAUGCCUGCACUUGAGUCUGCACUUCUCGGCAAUGUAUGUACAUGGCUUGCUGUCCAGUCAGGAAUCCGCUUAGCGGCUGCGGGCUGAUCCUCAGUGAGUGCACGAGUCGCCUGCAGCUGCCAGACAUGCCCCCAGCUAUCGACGACCUACGGCAACGCGACGACACUGUUCAGUCAUGGCUCGAUACAUUCCUUUAUCUCUUCUCCACGGUCGAAUCGCAAGUAAGACUCGAACACAGUCUAGCUUGGUCGGUUUGUUAGCUAUGUUGUCUCUUUCAUUCGUCGAUGUCAGUUGGAGUCCAUCAAUUAUGUAUCGAAUGACUGCCUCGCGCUAGAGAAGCUGGAAGCAGGAUGGUACGCGGCAUAUCCGGUCGGAUUCAUGGCAUGCCACUUCUUCCGUAUCUGCCUCGUGUCAGUUUCGACUUUGAAUUCACGGCCUUCAACGUUCUACAGUGGCUUCAUGAGUAAGGGACCACCCGACGCUCUUCGACGCUGUCCUCUUGAUAGAUGGCGGCAACGUAUGACGGCAUGUGUCUCUCCCAGGCUCUACGAGAACGUCAAGCUGUCAUUUGUCCUGCAAGGCCUUAGGCUGAAGCUGUCGAUUCCUGCACCCCUCUUGUUCGACUGGUAUGCUCCGCAAGAACCAGAAGUCCGAAAUGACGAGCACGAGGGCGACAAGUCGGCUGUCUAUCUGCCGCUGGUUUCCCGCGUUCGCGGUGUCGCUGACCACAAUCGUCUCGCACAAGUCCUCAGUAACUUUCUCAGCAACGCGAAGAAAUUCAGUCCAAAGGGAUCGACGGUGUCCCUGAAGGUCAGCGGGCACAGUGAGCACCGUCAACCAAGAUGACGUUGGCUUUUUUCCCUUCUUUUUCUCGUGGUGAUCUACAGGUGGCUUUGCUGCGUCCAGUGAGCAGCAAAUCUCGAUCAGUAGAGGGCAACCUUGUCCGCAUAUCAGUAGAAGAUCAGGUGCGCAUGCAACUGCCAAAGGCCACGUACACAGGAAGGAAGGUUUAGAGUAUGCUUUCAUGUUCUCCUUAGGGCGUAGGCAUUACGAAAGAGGACCAGGUGAGAGGGGCAUGUAUGUGCAAAUAGACAGACAGACAGACAGGCAGACGCAUACGACAUACUCAUGUGAAUGCCUGUCGGACGAACUGCUGUCUUGUCGAAGGCCAAGCUAUUCAAGCCUUACAGGUGAGUGACAUACACUGAUACCUCCGACCAACACAAACACAGACACAGACACAGACACAGACACACACUGCUAAUAUAUGUCCAGUCAGAUCCGCUCCGGCGAGCUGCAGAAGGGUGGGGGGACGGGAUUGGGACUCUCUCUGUCAAAGGUACUAGUGCACUCAGCAGGCGGCAGGCCCUCUCUAAUCAUACUUUCUCCUGUCGCCUUCAACAGGCAUUCGUUGAAGCUCAUCACGGAUCGGUGGGCGUCGAAUCUCAGGGGCAGAACAAAGGCUCCGAAUUCUUCCUUGAGCUGAUGCUGCCGUAUCCAACCGAUGAACAACUAGAAGCCAGCAAGUAUGCAAUGGAGGGAAGCACAGAAAAAAGCCCUGAGACGGAAGACCUGUACGCUGCUAUGUGCAGGUCUGCAACGCUCAGCCCCGAAAUCGGCAAGAGGAUACUUCGAUGCGUGACUGAGCUGCCCAACGGAAGCUCCCUGCCCAGUGGAAUCUUCUCACCGCAACAAAACCGUCGCAGAGGGAGCCAAUCAAGUGAGAAGCAAUCAAAACACACAACGCACAACAGCCGCUCUCGUUUUCGUGCAGCGCUGAGCCCGACAACGAUGAAGCAGCGGACGUCUUCCCCUCCCUCCCCCUCUUCACAAAACCUGCAGGCCGCCACACCGAGUGGACACAAGCGCGCUCUCUCCCCCGGUGGCCGAAGCAGCAUGAUUCCUGAUAGCCUCUUUGAGGGCUACAGCGCUUUGUGCCUCCUAGUGGAUGACAACUAUGUCUGCACGUGAUAUCAGAGGACAGUUGGUUGGUUGGGUGGGUGAGCUUUUGUUCUCCUCUGCUUCAGACUUGCGACGGAAUACAUCCUUCAGAGAAUGCAGCUGUCUUUCGAGAUGGCUGAGAGCGGUGAGAGACACAUUUAGCAAUCACACCGAUGUGUACCCAACUGCUUGUGGCUCUGUAGGCGAGGAUGCUCUCGCCAAAAUAAAAGAAGGCAAAAGGUACAGGCUGAUCCUCAUCGACUAUCAGAUGCCACACAUGGACGGCGUCGAAACAACGAAGGAAAUCACACGGGUCAGUCGAUUGAAGUGAUCCACCGCCCUCCUCCCUUUGUGUCUCUCUGCGUGCCGUUCAGGAGCUCCGCCGUUCAGGAGCCGACAGCUCUUCUACGGUCAUUGUCGGCCUGACAGGGGCCUCAGAAGAAUAUGCCGCUGCUUUCCGUGAGGCAGGUGUGCCAAGACAUUCAGAUGGAUGAGUCAGGCAAGGGACCGUCUGUGCGUGUGCAUGUUUGUCCUCACGUUCAGGGGCCAGGGAGUGCCUGCGAAAGCCCAUCAAAGCUGCAGUGCUUCAAAAGGUACUGACUGACAGCUAUAUGCUCGUCAAACUUGUCACUGGCUGGCUCACUCACUCUGUCUCUCUCUCUUAACAGCUUGCUGUGAAUUACAUCCAUCCGAGGUGGUGCGACGGACAGCCUUGCAGUGAGACCUGUACCGGCGACAGGACCAUGGAAGGGCAGCUGCGGGCGGGCACCAUGAAAGAGGACAGGACGUCGCGGGGGCAUUGA